This is a messenger RNA of Pyrenophora tritici-repentis Pt-1C-BFP, 189 nucleotides long. NCBI's taxonomy places the organism in Eukaryota, Fungi, Ascomycota, Dothideomycetes, Pleosporales, Pleosporaceae. The record is from RefSeq and is a predicted model, not a curated record.
AUGCCACCACGUCUUGUGAGCAGCGUCAUUGGAGGCCUCGAAGCAUAUUACGGUAUUUGCUACUUCCGACAUGAUAGACCAACAAGCGCUGGUGGCCGUAGCUGUAAGCAAGGGGAUCCUCAUCAAGGGUACAAGGUCCAGGCCGACUAUGACGUUACGAAGCGAUUAGUUCGAAUCCAAUUCGAGUAG